Molecule: messenger RNA, 807 nt
Organism: Labeo rohita (rohu)
Lineage: Eukaryota; Metazoa; Chordata; Actinopteri; Cypriniformes; Cyprinidae
Gene: tmsb4x
Product: thymosin beta 4 X-linked
Exons: 3
Coding region: 177-311 (44 amino acids)
Biological process (GO): actin filament organization; regulation of cell migration
Cellular component (GO): cytoplasm
Molecular function (GO): actin monomer binding
Source: RefSeq, a predicted model, not a curated record
UAAUAUUUAUCCUGACUCCUUGAAGUAACGUUGCAUCUAACGGUCCCGGUGACGUCAGUCACGUGAUUUGCAUAUCUCUGCUUAUAAAUCCAGUGAUUCUGCGCUUUUGCUCACACUGCUGCAUCCGCUGGAGAAUAAACCACUUCAACUACCACAAACUCUGACCCACUGCAAACAUGUCUGACAAGCCAAAUCUCGAGGAGGUGACCAACUUUGACAAAAGCAAGCUGAAGAAGACAGAAACUCAGGAGAAAAAUCCUUUGCCGUCUAAAGAAACCAUCGAACAGGAGAAACAGGCGGGUUCGUCAUGAAACCUUCUCGGCACACUUCUAUGCACUGUACAUUCCACAUUGCCUUCUUUUUCACGUCUUUUCGCUGUUUAACUUUUAACGGAAAAAUAUGACCUAAGUCGCAUUGUGAUUGGACAACCAAAAAAAUGCAGACGUCCGUACAAGCCCUAUGUUUCUGUGCCCACGUACUCCUCUUUUUGUAAACCGCACCACUGAUAUUCUCAUGAAGUUUGUUGAUAUGGAUGAUGAGGAGAAGGAGAAGAAGAAGAUGAAGGAGGAGGAGGCGGAGCCUGGCGUGAAGCUUCAUCAGUUUCACUGCUUUGAGAAGUGGCGAGGGGGCGGGGCAAAGAGUUUGAGUGACACGUAACAGAGAAUCGCUCUUGUAACAUCUAUUGUGACCUUGGUUGACUUGCUCAAAUGCUUUAAAGUCAUGCAGUGUUUUUUCGUAUGUUGACGUCUUGGAAUGCACAAUUUUUUGUUUUGUAAUGCAAAUAAAGAUCUGUAAUAUUCAGAUGGA